AUGCCCUCCACACCCAACCUCCUCCCCGCCCUAGGGCACGCCGCCUCCGGCGCAGCCGGCACCGUCGUCUCCACAGCCGCGACCUACCCCUUGGACCUAGUCAACACGCGACUCAAAGUGCAGCGGCAGCUCGCACGGGACGGGAGCAUGGAUGCGGCAGACGCGUAUGAGGGUGUACUGGACGCUUUUGGAGCGAUAUACUCGAGGGAGGGAGGGGUGAAGGCGUUUUUUGCGGGACUGGGGGCGGACGCGGGGAAGAGUGCGGUGGAUAGUGGGUUGUUUUUUUUAUUUUAUACUUGGUUCCGCGCGCGUCGGCUGGCUGCACACAAGAGUGUGCCGUACCUAGGCGUGGCCGAGGAACUCGCCGUGGGCGCGGCUGCGGGCGCAUGUGCGAAAUUGUUUACUACGCCGGUCAGUAAUGUCGUGACGCGGCGGCAGACGGCUAGUUUGCUGCAUUCUUCUUCGUCUUCGUCGCCGUCUUCUACCAUACAACCCGAAACCGAAAAGUCUGAACCCGAAGCUGGAACCAAGUCGGAAGCCGAAUCAACAACCACACCUCCACCCCAGCCCACCGACCUCACCCUCACCCAACACCUCUCCGCCCUCCGUCGAGAGCGCGGCCUCCGCGGUCUCUGGGCCGGCUACUCCGCCAGUCUAGUCCUAACCCUCAACCCGAGCCUGACCUUUUUCCUGCAGCAGGCCAUACGACGGGUGCUACUCUCCCGCGGCCAGGGCAAGCGUAAUGGGGAUAGCGAUAGCACAGAUGACUUGAGCGCGGCGACGACAUUCUUCUUGGCGGCGGGGAGUAAAGUGGUUGCGACGGCUGUGACGUAUCCGUUUUUGGUUGCUAAGGCGAGGAUGCAGGUGUCGGCGGGGGGCGGUGCUAGUACGGAAGAUGAUGGGGAGGAUAAAGGGGACGGUAAAAAGAAGAGGGGGAAUAUCUUUGCAACGGUGUGGCGGAUUGGCAAGGCGGAAGGGGUAUCGGCGUUGUAUGACGGUAUCAGUGGCGAGCUGCUCAAGGGGUUCUUCAGUCACGGCACGACAAUGCUAGCGAAGGAUGUCAUCCACCGGUUCAUUGUGCAGGUGUACAUGGCCGUGGUGGCGUUGUUGCUGCGGAAUCCGCAGUGGGUGUUGCCGGUCAUCACGACGGUGGGUAGGGUGCGUCAGGGGCUGAGGAAACGGGUUGGAAAGGCGUAG
Molecule: messenger RNA, 1197 nt
Organism: Dichotomopilus funicola
Lineage: Eukaryota; Fungi; Ascomycota; Sordariomycetes; Sordariales; Chaetomiaceae
Product: peroxisomal adenine nucleotide transporter 1
Exons: 2
Coding region: 1-1197 (398 amino acids)
Biological process (GO): transport
Cellular component (GO): membrane
Molecular function (GO): ADP transmembrane transporter activity
Source: RefSeq, a predicted model, not a curated record